This is a messenger RNA of Cyprinodon variegatus (sheepshead minnow), 3984 nucleotides long. Its product is annotated as brain-enriched guanylate kinase-associated protein-like. The record is from RefSeq and is a predicted model, not a curated record. Bases 413 to 2329 code for a protein of 638 amino acids. The transcript has 7 exons. Lineage: Eukaryota; Metazoa; Chordata; Actinopteri; Cyprinodontiformes; Cyprinodontidae. Gene Ontology annotation, cellular component: synapse.
AAGCUCCUUCCCUCCCACUCUUCCUUUCUGUCUUUCCACUCCUGCACAGUCUAUCUCCCUCCUCUGCCUUUCUCUUUUGGUGUAUAGCUGCCACUGCUGCUGUUGGUGGUGCUGGAGUGGCAUGGCGUGGUGUUGGCAGCAGCUCUGCAUGUGUUGAGGUUUUCUCUGAGCUUUAAGGGAGAGCUGGGUAAGCCAGUCCAGAGAGCACAUAGGAGUGGGGGGGCUUCCUCCAUCCCCAGCGAGACUCAGAGCCAGCAGGAUUUUUAUCUCCCUGUCUCCAGGAUGAGGCUGUGUGUGAGCAGAAGGAUCAACACAGAUAUAACAAACAAUAAUUCUGCAGGCCACACUUAGCUGAGCUCUCUUGGAUAAGUCACAUACAUGUCAACUUCCUGUGGCCAGGCCCAAUAAACACAUGAGAGGGAAGGAACAGAGACAAACCAUGAAAAAGAUAUACAUUGGCAAAACUGCCUUAAAAGUCCCCCGAAAUGGCGGCAAACACCCAAAAAAGAGCUCAUUGCUGGAGCAAAAAGAGGACCUGCGGAAGAGACUUUCCUACACGACGCACAAGCUGGAGCUGCUGCAGGGAGAGUUUGACUCCACCAGGCAGUACCUGGAGACGGAGCUGCGUCGAGCACAGGAAGAGUUGGACAAGUUCACAGAUAAGCUUCGAAGAAUACAAAGCAGCUACUCGGCACUGCAGAGGAUCAAUCAAGAUCUAGAGGAAAAGAUCCAAAGAGAUUCGCAGCACCAUGAAGAUGAAAAACGAGCCCUGAGCAGAGAAAUCAUCGUCCUUAACAACCACCUGAUGGAGGCGAAGCUAACAAUUGAGAAGCUGCAAGAGGACAAUGAGCUGUACAGAAAAGACUGUAGCUUGGCUGUUCAGCUGCUGCAGUGCAACAAGUCUCUGUACAGAGAUCAGCUCUCUGAGCUUCCUGCAGAUUUUCAGGAGCGUCUGACCAUGCAUCUGGAAGAUUCUCCUCUCUGCCAUGACUACCCUGACUCUACUUCCCUUAUUGCCAACGUGCUUGAAAAGCAAGAUGAGGCCUGCAGCAGCAGCCAGGCGUCUCGCUCUCCCAGUCCCCAAACCCAGAACCAUACUUUUAUUCUGGAGAGACUUGGGCCAGGAGAGCGCCUGGGGCUUAGAGCAGCCUACAAAUCCGACCUUUACAGCAGCGACACAGCUCUGUACUGCCCUGAUGACCGCCAGCGUGAGAGGAGGCCGAGCAUGGAUGUUCACGGUCACAGGACAUUCCUGUAUGGACCACAGAACUCCACCGACAGCACUCCAGAGGAGGGUUCUGUAGGACUGAGAGCUAGUUUCUCUCAGGAGCAUUUUUCCAAGUUCCCUGCCGCGCUGGCUGGAGGCUCUAGCUCCUACUCCAGCUUCAGUGGAGGUGGUUCUGAGGACAAAGGGAAUGACCCACCAAGCAGUGCAGCUUCCUCACCGCACCACCACUCUCUCUACAUGGAAUGGCGAGAUGCAGGGGACUAUGAGAGAAAGAGUGACUCGUCCUGGGAAAGGGACAGUCCAAGGAGUUUUGGGAAUGCUCAUCCUUUUCAACAGACCGAGUUGAGUCACCAUCAGAAUGGCAGCUCUCCGGUCUACAGUCGUACCAUGUCCUCCUGUUUCAGUGAGCCCUACGAACCGCUGCCUCCCUCUUCCUCCCCAAGUGUUGCUUAUGGAGACAGUCGACGAGGCAGUACUUUGGCCCCUGAGGAGGAGGAGCUGAUUGGUCGAUGGAGACAGCUUAGUGUUGAGGACCUUAGUGCCCACUCGUACCGCAGCCCAGGCAGAGCCUCACCUUACAGCUUCUCAGAGCAGCACUUUUCUGUCCGCCCUGCCAAAAUCCGCCUCGGGCCGCUCUACAGCAGCUUCCAGGAGGGGGCAGACUACUACCAUCAUGGUGCAGAUGCCAUGGACCCUGUGUGGGUCGCAGCUAGUGCCGAAUGCAGCCCUGGCCUGCGGCAAGCACACAGCCAAGCCCACCUGUACCGAAGUGAGGACAGCCAGGGGUCGGAGCACAGUCUCUACCACUCAGGCAGCUCCAAAGAAAGAGAGGGCAAUGUUGCAGCUGGAGGUCAGAGCACAGAGUAUGUUGACCCCAGUCCCAAUAGCUCCACUGAGUCUCUCAACCAGAGGUCCUUGGAGAUGGCCGCAGAGCUGCAGCACUAUCAGACAGAGAUGCACAACAUGCCUGCACAGGUAAGCCAGCAGCCACCACCGACUCCACCGCCUCCUCCACCCUACAACCAAAAGUUUGGCACUUUGGGACUUUCCAGAAAGGACAGUCUUACAAAGGCCCAGCUUUAUGGGACUCUUCUGAACUGAAGGACUUUCAAAUAAAGUUUCAACUUUGCCAUGCCAAAAGACACAAAGCCCUGGUUCACCAAGUGAUGUGGCUGCCACCAUUUCACUGAAAAUGGUUUGAAAAAACUGCCAGGAGCAAAAGAUGGAUCUACCGAAGAUUCUGAAGAUGAAUCUACCGAAGAUUGUUUAGGAGCCGUGGCUUUAUGGGAGAAGACUGCAAAUAUUUAGGGGAAGUUAAGGCGAAAACAGCCAGAGAGGAGUUCAUGACACUUUUAAAAUUUAUAGGAAUGUGUGUUUAUUUACGUUACAAAUGUAUAAAAAAAAAAAUAAAACUAAAAAACUUGAGUGAUAUAUUUUAUAAGUAGUUGUUGGCAACAAAUUUAUUCAAAAAGUGCAGUUCUUGUUGGUAUUCUUGAAAGCUGUAUAUAUGUUGGAAACUGCCAGUGCCAUGUUAGAAAGCUGAGUGUAAAGCAGAGAUGAGUCUCUACGAGCUGCACAUAGAUUAGUUUCAGUCAUUAUUUUUAAUCACCUGAAACAAUCUUGGCCUUGGAGUGAUUAAUGAAGAAAUCAAUAAUGAAUUAAUCCCUUAAAUGACAAACAGACAUUUCUCUUUUGUUAAUUGAUUUCAGAAGUAUUGAUCAAUGUGAUUUCUUGUUAUUGAUGGAACGUUUUGAGAUGUAAACAACUGUCUUAGCUGUCAGUAUUUAUUUAUAACAUUUUUUGCAAUUAUGUUUUCUCCUUGAGAGGUUCUCCUGCCCCCUUUCUACCUCAAAUUUGGAUUCCCACACCCACCUAAAUAUCUUUCUUUGGCAAUGAUGCAUGGUGAUAUAUUUUGUUGUUUUCUUCCCUUAAUAAAGCACAGAUUAAAAGUAAAGCUCCAGGUGUGGAUGAAUUAAAAAUACUAUUUUUUUUUUUACAUUUUCUUUUAAAAGAAAAAUGUUUGUCUGCUGAUCCAACAUGAAGCCACCCGAACUUAUAGAGGGACCUUUUAUCGUUCAGACUCAGCUUCCUGCAGCACCGCGGGGAAUCUAUGCUGAGUCACCAUAAGGCUCAGCUUAUCAUUGUAGUAAUUUAAAAAUAGUUGCAUGGAAUGAUUUUUGCCAUGAUCAGCAAACCCGACAAUAGGAGAAGAAUUAUUUGUCAGAGAAGUCCCAGAGAUGGAACAAAAAGCGCAAUAGUUUAUAUUUAUAUCAAGAGCACAGUGUCUUGCAAAUGUUUUGAUACCCCUUUAUAUUUUAAUUUAUAGAAACCACCUAUAGCAAUGUAUUUGUGUGAGAAUUUUGUAAUAGUCCAACAAAAAGUUGUGCAGAAUUGCAAUGCAGAAGAAAAGGCUUCAAUUUCUUGUAUGAAAUACAAUUUAAGAAUUCACUGCAAUUGUGAUGAUUAGACUUGAAGAUUAGUCAGUGCUUUUAAAAGGCACAUUUUUCUUCCCAUUAUGGCUGCAAGUGGUUUGGAUUAUGCCUCCAUCAGCUUUGCUCCCACAGAGAUGGAAACUUUGCCUUUUGUGGUUCUGUAAACUUACUUCAUUAUAGAUGUGUGUUUAGUGUUGUCAUCCUCCUGGAAAUUGAAAUGCAAACAAAAAAUAUUCUUCGCAACAACAACAAAAAUCUCCUGCAUUGUCCUGAAUUAACUCCAUCCAUCUUACCAUCUGACCAGCUUUUCUGUGUCUGCAGAGG